AGAACUGAGCCACGCUAGUAAUUGACACAGACUACAAACAAAAGUUGAGUUCGCGCUUUGCAGAAUCCGCCCAAGGCCUAAAGUGUACGAAUAACUGAGCGAGUCUGGUGUGUCGGUCACUUGUGGUUUCUUCGCUCUCAGUGUAAUUUCCAUCAGCUGUCAAUAUGUCUAUCGGGGUACCAAUUAAAGUUCUUCAUGAGGCUGAAGGUCACAUUGUGACAUGUGAAACAAACACUGGAGAGGUGUACAGGGGAAAAUUGAUUGAAGCAGAGGACAAUAUGAAUUGCCAGAUGUCCAACAUCACUGUGACAUACAGGGAUGGCAGAGUGGCACAGCUAGAACAAGUCUACAUCAGAGGCAGCAAAAUCCGUUUCCUCAUUCUCCCAGACAUGUUGAAAAAUGCUCCUAUGUUAAAGAGUAUGAAGAAUAAAAACCAGGGUUCUGGUGCUGGCAGAGGGAAAGCAGCCAUCCUCAAAGCCCAAGUGGCAGCGAGAGGAAGAGGCCGUGGGAUGGGACGUGGCAAUAUCUUCCAAAAACGGCGAUAACCAAAACUGGUCUUGUAUUUUUAAUGUGAUAUGUUUUGAUAUGUUCCUGAACGUUUUUUCAUUUUUGUUUAGUUUUUUUUUUUUUUUUGCUUAAUAAAACUCUUCAUGAACAGAA
This is a messenger RNA of Xenopus laevis (African clawed frog), 660 nucleotides long. RefSeq names its product small nuclear ribonucleoprotein D3 polypeptide L homeolog (gene snrpd3.L). Gene Ontology annotation, molecular function: RNA binding. The record is from RefSeq and is marked provisional. Lineage: Eukaryota; Metazoa; Chordata; Amphibia; Anura; Pipidae. Gene Ontology annotation, biological process: spliceosomal snRNP assembly; RNA processing. Gene Ontology annotation, cellular component: nucleus; cytosol; spliceosomal complex.